AUGGCUUCCUCCACUUCUUCUCUCCUCUUCUCUCUAUGUCUGCUCUGCUUCUUCCUCUCAGGAACCAACUGUCAGUAUGAAAAGUACAGCUUCAGGAGUUUUCCCAGACAUGAGCUGAUGCCUCUGGAGUCUGCCUACAAAUACGGGCUGGAUCAGUACACGGCUGAGAAGUGGAAGGACACGGUGGAGUACCUGGAGGUGUCGCUGCGGCUCUACCGGCUGCUGCGGGACAGCGAGGCCUUCUGCAACCUCAACUGCAGCUCGGUGCGGCUGGACGACGAGCAGAAGUUUGCGGACUUUCCAGAACUGCGGGCGUUCGGGAACGUGAUGAAGAGGGCGCAGUGUCUGAAGCGCUGCAAGCAGGGGCUGCCUGCUUUCAGACAGAGCUUACCCAGCAGGGAAACCAUCGACGAGUUCGAGCGGAGAGAGCCCUACAAAUACCUGCAGUAUGCUUACUUUAAAUCUAACAACCUGGCCAAAGCUGUGUCUGCGGCUCACACCUUCCUGCUGAAACAUCCCAAUGACGAGAUGAUGCAGAGAAACAUGGCUUAUUACAAGAGUCUGCCUGGGGCUGAAGAACAUCUGAAAGAUCUUGAGACUAAAUCCUAUGAGACCUUGUUUGUGCGAGCUGUGAGGGCGUAUAAUGGUGAUAAUUUCCGCACAUCGGUGUCAGACAUGGAGCUGGCACUGAGGGACUUCUUUAAGGUCUACGAUGAGUGCCUGGCUGCUUCUGAGGGUCCAAGACACGUCAAAGAUUUCAAAGACUUCUACGCCUCUAUAGCUGAUCACUACAUUGAAGUCCUUGAAAAGAAGGUGAUGUGUGAAAGUGACCUAACCCCUGUAGUCGGAGGUUUUGUCGUUGAGAAGUUUGUGGCAACGAUGUACCACUACCUGCAGUUCGCCUAUUACAAACUGAACGAUCUAAAGAACGCGGUGCCCUGCGCAGCCAGCUACGUGCUGUUUGAUCCCAAUGAUGAAGUCAUGAACAACAAUGUGGCCUAUUACAAGUUCCACCGAGAAAAGUGGGGGCUGACGGAGGAGGACUUCCUCCCCAGAGCGGAGGCGGUACGUUACUACAAUCAGACCACCAUGCAGCUGCAGAUGUUGGAGUUUGCAAAGCAGCGUCUUGUGAGCGAUGAUGAGGGGGAGGUGGUGGAGUUUAUAGACGAGUUUCUGGACGAGGACCAAUAGCACACAUGGAAAAACUC
Messenger RNA from Cyprinodon variegatus (sheepshead minnow), 1208 nucleotides. It is a transcript of the gene crtap, whose product is annotated as cartilage associated protein. Gene Ontology annotation, biological process: collagen fibril organization; peptidyl-proline hydroxylation to 3-hydroxy-L-proline. The transcript is spliced from 7 exons. Gene Ontology annotation, molecular function: collagen binding; protein binding. Bases 1 to 1191 code for a protein of 396 amino acids. Gene Ontology annotation, cellular component: endoplasmic reticulum. The record is from RefSeq and is a predicted model, not a curated record. Lineage: Eukaryota; Metazoa; Chordata; Actinopteri; Cyprinodontiformes; Cyprinodontidae.